Molecule: messenger RNA, 1201 nt
Organism: Schistosoma intercalatum
Lineage: Eukaryota; Metazoa; Platyhelminthes; Trematoda; Strigeidida; Schistosomatidae
Source: the annotation of a GenBank genome assembly
AUGGCGAUAUCCAAUAUUGUUUCAGAAGUUGGAGUUUUUCUUCUUAGAAUUUAUGUUCUUGUCGUUUGGAAUAUAAUAAUAUUAUAUCAAAUCCUGCGUAGAAAAAGAGACUGUUGGAUUCGCAUAAAUGACCUGCGUGUAGUUCAUGAGAAUCAAGGCUUCUUAGUUAUAAAUAAACAUCCUGAGUUACUUAUAAACUGCACAACCCCAUGGAUUAACUGUCUAACUCUACAAAUGCAGUUGUUCUACAACCGUCCACACUAUGUUAACUGGAAACUGAAAAAUAUGUUUCAUUUUGUCCAUCGACUCGAUUGUCCAACAAGCGGUUUAAUAUGCAUCGCUUAUGAUACAAAAGUUGCAAGUAUGAUCAGGCGUGCAUUUGAGAAAAGAGAAGUCAAAAAGUAUUAUUUAGCUAUAGUUUGGGGUUUUGUUGGGUCAUUUUGUGACUCAGAUUUAUCAUCAUCAUUCGUCAAACAUGAAUCAAAGCUUGUACAUCAUAUCCAAAUGCCAAUUGGUUCAUUUCGAUAUAUUUGGCCAAACACUGGACGCAAACAAAAGAUAAUUGUUCCUAUUACACAUCCAGAAUGUCAUAGACCACGUGAAUCUUUAACAACAGUUAUUGUUUUGGACUAUGGCAAAUUAAUGGGUGAACCAGCCACACAUGUACUUCUUAUUCCUAAAACUGGUCGUCGUCAUCAAUUACGUGUACAUUGCGCAAUUGGUCUCGGUCAUCCAAUCGCUGGUGAUAUCACCUACGUUCGUCGUCCAUUCGAUCAUCCUAAUAUCGUUUACCUGAAUGACGUUUAUACAAUGCAUAAUGUUAACUUGGAUUAUAAAUUAAAACAUAUGAUGUUACAUGCAUAUACUAUGAAAAUAAAUUUACAAGUAAACGGUAAAGAGAGGAAUGAUAAUAUAUGUGCUAAAAAGCAUUCGUAUCAAUUACCUGAAGAGAAAGAAUAUCAAUUUCAAACAAAUAAUAAUCCAUUUUUCAAUCUAAAUGAUGCUUAUCUAUGGCAGAAAGAUGAAGAAAGCGAAAACAUGAUGAUGAUGACAACGGGGCAAAGGACGACACUCCAUACAUUGGAAGAAUAUAUACUGAACAAUGCUUAUUAGGAAAUUUAUGGUUCUAAAUGAGUUGUAAUGCAUGUGUAAAUGAACCUGUCAGUCUAUUAUUUUGAAUACAAAUGGGAUUUUUUCCGAG